AUGUCCCACCCACGUGAGAGCGCGCUGGAGCUGCGAGUCGGCAAGAAAUUUCGCCUGGGCCGCAAGAUCGGCAGUGGCUCCUUUGGUGACAUUUACCUGGGCACCAACAUGACGUCGGGCGAGGAGGUUGGCAUCAAGCUUGAGUCCGUCAAGAGCAAGCACCCACAACUGCUCUAUGAAUCCAAAAUCUACAAGAUCCUCAACGGCGGACUGGGUGUCCCGAGCCUCCGAUGGUUCGGAGUUGAGGGCGAAUACAACGUCAUGGUGAUCGACCUACUUGGCCCUUCGCUUGAGGAUUUAUUCAACUACUGUGGUCGCCGCUUCCAGCUCAAGACUGUGCUGAUGAUCGCAGAUCAGCUGCUGUGCCGCCUCGAAUACUGCCACUCAAAGAACUUUAUCCACCGUGAUGUCAAGCCUGACAACUUCUUGAUCGGCCUGGGCAAGCGCGCCCAGAUCGUCCACGUCAUCGAUUUCGGUCUGGCCAAGAAGUACCGCGAUCCCAAGACGCACCAGCACAUUCCGUACCGUGAGAACAAGAAUCUCACGGGAACGGCCCGUUACGCCUCCAUCAACACCCAUGUGGGCAUUGAGCAAAGUCGACGUGACGACCUGGAGUCGCUUGGGUACGUGUACAUGUACUUCAUCCGCGGCAGUCUCCCGUGGCAGGGACUCAAGGCCAACACCAAGAAGCAGAAGUACGAGAAGAUCAUGGAGAAGAAGAUGAACACCCCCAUUGAGGUGCUAUGCAAGGGCUACCCGGCUGAAUUCCGCGCCUACUUUGAGUAUUGCCGCGCACUGCGGUUCGACGACAAGCCUGACUACGCCUACCUCAAGCGUCUGUUCAAGGAGCUCUUCUUCCGCAAGGGUUUCCAAUUUGACGCCAUGUUCGACUGGACGGUACUUAACCUGCGCAGUGGCCGUCGGGAGCGUGGCACCAGCGGUGAGGGCGAGCGCAGUGCCCGUGCUGACCCGCGCCAGGAAGCUGCCCGUGAUGGUCGCCAGAUCGCAUCGCAGGGUCGUGUGUAUGUUCGCGACGAGGCAAAGGAGGGUGACGCGCAAGUGCAGGCGCAACAGUCGUACCGCUCUGCCGGCUACCGUGACGACCGGCAGGUGGCUAUGGAUCAGGGCUACCCCGCCCCUCGUGUGGCUACUGGCGCCAGUCGCGAUGCGCUCGGUGAGGCCAAGCCGAUGAGUCGACAGCGCUAUUGA
This is a messenger RNA of Phytophthora infestans T30-4, 1209 nucleotides long. Its product is annotated as casein kinase, putative. Gene Ontology annotation, cellular component: cytoplasm; nucleus. Gene Ontology annotation, biological process: peptidyl-serine phosphorylation; signal transduction; endocytosis. The transcript is spliced from 2 exons. Bases 1 to 1209 code for a protein of 402 amino acids. Gene Ontology annotation, molecular function: protein serine/threonine kinase activity; ATP binding. Lineage: Eukaryota; Oomycota; Peronosporomycetes; Peronosporales; Peronosporaceae. The record is from RefSeq and is a predicted model, not a curated record.